AUGGAAAACUCUAUAGGUAGAAGCUCUGAGCCUUAUCUUAUACCAACGACUAGGUGUUUUCCAAUAUCAAAAAUGCUAGAAAGGGAUUGUCUGCUGUCGUUCGGAGUCAUAGUCCAGCCUUUUCUUGAAAAUGAAGAACCCCUUCCAGAAGUGGCAUUUAGCGAUGAAGAAGUAAUCCGAUGUGGACAUUGUAAAAGUUACAUCAACCCUUAUGUAGAAUUUCUAGGUGGCGGGCAGCAUUGAAGAUGCAAUUAUUGUACUGGGAUAAAUAAAGUGCCAGCUUGAUAUUUCGCUCCUUUAGAUGAAAAUGGCAAAAGAUCAGAUUUAAGUAAACGACCAGAGCUUAAUAAUUGUUCAUAUGAAGCGAUUGCUCCGGAAGCUUAUAUUGCAAAAGCGCCUAUGGCUUGUGCAUAUUUAUUUGUUAUCGAUAUCUCUCAGAGAAGCAAGGAAACUGGAUUUUUGGAAGUUGUCUGUGAAACAAUACAGUCUUUGAUAGCAAAUGAGGAGUUCCCUGGGAUGCCUAGGACUGAGAUUGGGAUAAUUGGAUUCGACACAUCUGUGCAUUUUGUAUCUCUUUCUGGCAAUCCGACUAUUUUCACUGUGAGUGAAGAAUAUACAGAAAUCGAACUGCCAGUGCCAAAACAACAGUUUAUGGUAAACUUAGAAGAUUGUGGCAAAAAUGCAGCGAUUGCAUUGACUCAGCUUCAGUCACUUCCAGUAGCUCCUCAAUCUAUUGCAUAUAGAAACGCUCUUAAGGCUGCAUAUUUGCUAUUAAAAGAUCAAGGUGGAAAGGUUCUUCUUUUUCAAAGCGACACACAUCUUGAAGCUGGACAUCCCAGAGAAAUGAUUUUAAGCUCAACUCCUGAGAUUUACAAAGUAAUGGCUAACGAAUUUAAUCAUGCUUGCAUCAGUGUUGAUACCUUUAUAUCUGCAGCCCAAUAUUGUAAUCUCUUUACCUUAGGGACUAUUUCAAAAUUCACAGGCGGAGAAGUAUAUUAUUACUCCCACUUUACCAAAAAGCAAGGAGAAGAAAAGCUCCAAAACGAAAUAUGAGCAAGUGUGAAUCGAGAAACGUUUUGGGAAGGCGCCAUGAAACUUAGGAUCAGCAGGGAUUAUAAAGUAACACAAUGCUAUGGGCAUUUUUCUUUGAGAAGCGGAGAUGUGCUGUCUAUUCCUGCAUUAAAUGACUCACAGACUAUGACUUAUGUGAUACAGCUUGAGAACAACAUUGCGUCAAGUAAAAAGCUAUAUAUUCAAAUGGGAAUUCUUUAUACCUCGUCUAAUGGAGAAAGAAAAAUCAGAAUUCAUAAUCUUCUUGUGCCAGCUUCUAAUGAUAUGAAAGAUCUGUAUAAUGCAAUUGACGCAAGUGCAAUGAUUAACUUGAUUUCAAAACAAGCUGUAGACCAGGUUUCACAAACAAAUAAAAUUGAGCUGGGUAAAAGAAUUAUGGAGCAUAGGUGCAGAGAAAUAGUGACGACAGGGCUGAACCUUUUUGGAGAAAUUCCGAAAUCUCUAGAUAUAUUUAUUGUCAGUAUGCUUGGGAUGAUCAAGACUCCAUUAUUUACUUUUGAAAGUAUUCUUACAUAAGUUGAGUUUCAGCGAGUGGUUUUAAACUUUUAUAAUAAAAUAUCAGCUAAUUAAUUAAACUACCUCAGCAUAUGCAAUGUAAGCAUUAUUAUAGACAACAUCAACUUGGACAUCUACAAUUUUUUAAGGUACAAAUUAGAUGUUUGAAGUGCUACAGCCACUUCCAUCAUUAGUUAUCCAAGGCUGUAUCCUCUUCAUAUGGGAUAUGAUUUCACUCCUCUGAAUCUCAGUUUUAGCUAUUUGGAAGGAAGAGGAGCUUAUUUAUUGGACACAGGAAUUGAGAUGUUCAUAUGGAUAGGUAAGUUUUUAUAUAUGGGAGAGAAGCACCUCCUAGUCUGAUCCAACAAAUUCUAGGAAGAAUCGAAGAGGCUUCUCAUUUUCUGUACACAAGCCAAGAUAUUGCAGACCCUGAGCUGCUCGAGUUUAUCAGAUCAUGCAAAUGGUCUUGCGGAGUUUUCCAAGGGUUAUCAAUAUUUAUGAAUGGCGAUGCUAGAGAGCAAAGGUAAAAAUCAUUUAGUUUCUUUUCAAAAUUAGUUGAAGACGCUACAGUGCCACAUAUAACUUAUCCAGAGUUCUACGCUAGAGUCACUCAAAACCUCAGUGUUCAAUAUUCUGGUAAUAGAGUAGGGGGAAAUUUAGAUUAA
Molecule: messenger RNA, 2231 nt
Organism: Blepharisma stoltei
Lineage: Eukaryota; Ciliophora; Heterotrichea; Heterotrichida; Blepharismidae
Source: the annotation of a GenBank genome assembly